UCUAUAUAGACAGACCCCUCUCCUCUGCUUGCCAUCCAUUUUGGCGGCAGUUCAAAAAAGAGAAAAAUGAAAGCGCGCAAAAAUGCUCUCCGCCUGCCACUGCGGAGACGGACACGGAAAGCAGAGAUUGGUGAACCGGAACCCGAACCCAACGAGGACCGGGAUUUGGAUUUGGAUCUGGACAAAGCAAGGCUCAUAAGCUUAGCUAUUGAUUUCGGAUUCCACGAAGACUCCGCCAAUAAGUGUUUGGAUCGCAUAAUUGAACUUUACGGUGAGGAUGGAAAGGAUUUCAUCACCGUUGAACACUUUGGCGACGAUUUUCUUGCCGCUUUGGCCGAUUCAAUGCAAGACACGGAGGAUUGGGAUGAUCUGAAAGCCAUAGAAUCAGAGGUUUGUUGUACUCUGGCUGAUAUUCUGGAUAAGGAUGAUCUAGGUGACACUGACGCGGAAAAUGACGGAAAUAUUCCUAGAUACAUCACAGGUGGCUUACCAGAGAGUACAGGGAAAAUGAAUCCAGUGGUGUUGGAUUCUUCUAGUGACAGUGAACAUCUCCACUAUGAGGGAAAGGUCGACAAGACCAGUACCUCCCAUCCUCCUUUACAUGCAUUUGGCUUUGAUAUGAACAGUGAAUGUGCGACUUCUAGUUCGCAUAGGUCUCCUCAAUAUGCGAAAUGUGCAAGCAAGGUUUCUAGAAGUUCAGUUUCAUCUCUAUCAAGUAACUCAAGGUCUUUAUGGACGUCGGUGAAUGGAGAUGUAACUCUUACUUACGGAGAAUUGCAGCGGUUGGAUGACAUCGAGUUAGCAAAUGUUGUAGUAUUUGGAAACCACACUUUUAGACCAUUGCAACAUAAAGCUUGCCAAGCUAUUUUGCAAAAACGUGAUUGCUUUAUUCUUAUGCCUACCGGAGGUGGUAAAAGUUUGUGCUACCAGCUUCCUGCAAUCCUGCAGCCAGGUGUUACAAUUGUAGUAUCACCUCUACUGUCACUCAUUCAAGAUCAGAUAAUCACAUUAAACCUUAAGUUUGGAAUACCAGCAACGUUUUUGAAUUCUCAGCAGAGUUACUCACAAGCAGCUGCUAUAUUGCAAGAAUUAAGGCAAGGUUCAAUGGUUAUUGUGAAACGACAUUGAACGGGAAAGGCAUGUUCUUCUGCAGCGGUCGGAACAUUAUGAAAAUCCCCGAACAUGAUGAGCUUCUCUGGUUAAGAAUCAGAGAAGCUCAUCAGCCCACUUUGCUUCUUACCUCAGACAACACCGUUACUAUUCCUGCAGAAGAAUUUUCAUUUUCAUUUACCCCAGUGCCGCAAAGGCUCCCACCUACGGUGGGGUAGGGGGGGUCGGAUGUAGGCAGUCUUACCCCUGCAUUAAAGCACAGAGAGACUGUUCCGACCGCUGCAUUUCCUGCAGAAGAAAAUGCUCGAUUUUUAAGGAAUGAAAGUUCUACUGUUCCGACCGCUGCAUUUGCUGAACAGGAAAGAUAAACCUUCAUGUAAGCUCCUUUAUGCAACUCCUGAGAGGAUAGUUGGAAACCUACCUUUUCAAGAGGUGCUUAAUUCCCUACACAGGAAGGGAAAUUUAGCUGGGUUUGUCAUUGAUGAAGCACAUUGUGUAAGCCAAUGGGGACAUGAUUUCAGACCAGAUUAUAGACUCUUGAGUUGUCUCAAGCGAAACUUCCCUUAUGUACCUGUGAUGGCAUUAACUGCUACAGCAACCCACACAGUGCGUGAAGAUAUUUUGAAGACCUUAAACAUCCCUCGUGCUCUUGUACUUGAGACAAGUUUUGAUAGAUCAAACUUAAAGUAUGAAGUGAUUGGAAAGGGCAGGGAGCCGCUAAAGCAGCUUGGAGAAGUAUUAGCCAAUCGAUUCAAGAAACUUUCUGGGAUUAUUUACUGCCUUUCAAAAAGUGAGUGCAUGGAGGUUUCAAAGUUUUUGAACGAAAAGUGUAAGAUUAAAUCCACAUAUUAUCACGCUGGGCUGUCGGCACGUCAGAGGGUCACAGCUCAAAGGAGUUGGCGUGCUGGAGAAAUUGAUGUUGUGUGUGCCACUAUUGCUUUUGGGAUGGGAAUAGACAAACCUGAUGUUCGGUUUGUCGUUCACAACACAAUGUCCAAAUCAAUUGAAAGCUAUUAUCAAGAAGCUGGAAGGGCAGGGAGGGAUAACCUCCCUGCAACAUGUAUUGUUUUAUAUCAGAAGAAGGAUUUCAGCCGGUUGGUAUGCAUGUUAAGAAGUGGUCAAGGAUAUAGAAGGGAAAGUUUGAAGUUGGCUAUGGAUCAAGCUAGGAAGAUGCAGAGCUACUGUGAACUAAAGAAUGAAUGCCGUCGGCAAGCAUUAGUUGGACACUUUGGGGAGUUAAUUAACCGCAGUGCUUGCAGAAAUGGUUCCAAUCCUUGUGAUAACUGUCUCAAAAUAUCCUCAUAAAGCUUGCUUGCUUGCUUGAUAUAUAUACCAUCGAGCAUCCACUGUCUGGAGUUGCCUCGUGGUCCAAGCAUUGCUGCCUGCAGGGCUCCAACAGGAAGUGGAUUGAAUCAUUAUACUCCAAGCAACUAGGGGUGUAAAUUAAAUCAUAUACUACUGGGUCCAAGUUUAUUCAGAUACGGAGUAUAAAUUUUUAGGCGUAUGAUUGGAUUCUGAAAUAAAUGCUUCAACUACUCCUUUCAUUUUUGAUCACUCAUUUCAUAUUUUAUAAGUUGGCUCACAACUCACAAGAGAUCCUUAGCGAGCAAAGGGUCAAUCACAAGUCAGUCCUUCUUGUUGUACCACUUUUGUACACACAUUUGUACCCACCCCUUAUUUUGUUUGUGUACUCAGACAAACGUAGACAAAAUGUUGACUUCUUCUUAAUGAAUUGCCUGUGCACAGGUAAAAUAGGGGGUGAGUACAAAAGUGGGUACAAACUGAUUUUUUUGGACAUUUUCUUUGUUCAUUUAACCACUUUGAACAACUUUAUUCUUUAUUCUUUUUAGGGACGGACUGGGCCCGUUCGACCUGACUAGGCCCCUUACCGUGUGGGACCCGCCUGACCCGUUACUGUUUGCCUGCUUUUUUGAAAGAAACAUGUGGAUAUAUUAUAGAACUGUGAGAGUUAGACAUCAUGAAAAAGAUUUGCAACAU
This is a messenger RNA of Cuscuta europaea, 3108 nucleotides long. The record is from the annotation of a GenBank genome assembly. NCBI's taxonomy places the organism in Eukaryota, Viridiplantae, Streptophyta, Magnoliopsida, Solanales, Convolvulaceae.